AUGGCGACCUUUCUAGACCAUGCCUACAGUUUGGUCCACCAGGACAACACCGCAGACCAGCCAUCCCAGCAGGACCUAAAGACACAAUUGGAGAAGGGCACAGAUGAGACCAAGAGGCAGACUAUGAAGAGAAUAUUGACUAUUAUGCUGAAUGGUGAUCCCAUGCCGAAUUUGCUUAUGCAUAUUAUCCGUUUCGUCAUGCCUUCAAAGGACAAGCAGCUCAAGAAAUUGUUGUAUCUCUACUAUGAAAUAUGUCCGAAAUUGGACGCAAAUGGGAAGCUAAAGCAAGAGAUGAUCUUGGUUUGCAAUGGUAUACGGAACGAUCUUCAACAUCCAAACGAGUUUAUUCGAGGCAAUACCUUACGCUUCCUUUCCAAGUUGCGAGAACCCGAAUUGAUCGAACCUCUUCUCUCCGCAGCACAAACAUGCCUUGACCACAGGCAUGCUUAUGUUCGAAAAAACGCUGUUUGGGCGUUGGCUUCUGUCUAUCAGCACGCACCACAUCUCAUCCCUGAUGCGCCAGAAAUGUUACAGACCUUUUUGGCUGCAGAAUCGGACAAUACCUGCAAGCGCAACGCUUUCGGGGCCUUGAUGUCGAUAAGUCAAGAGAAAGCCCUAGAAUACUUGACAGGAGUCCUGGACGGCGUGCCCAACACGGACGAAUUGCUGCAAUUGGUCGAGCUGGAAUUCAUUCGAAAGGAUGCAGGAGACAACCAGGCAAACAAAUCGAGGUAUCUGAGACUAAUCUUCGACUUACUCGAGGCAAACACAAGUACUGUUGUCUACGAAGCUGCCACCACUUUAACAGCUCUGACCAACAACCCCGUGGCGGUCAAGGCAGCCGCUGGUAAGCUGAUCGAGCUGUCCAUAAAAGAGGCCGACAACAACGUCAAACUCAUUGUAUUAGAUAGAGUCGACCAGCUGCGCCGCCGGAACGAGGGUGUUCUCGAUGAUCUCACCAUGGAAGUCCUUCGUGUACUUUCCAGUCCUGACUUGGAUGUGCGGCGCAAGGCCCUCGGUAUUGCUCUCGAAAUGGUAUCUAGCAAGAACAUACAGGAAGUCGUUAUGCUACUCAAGAAAGAGCUAAGCAAGACAAUCGACGAGCAGUACGAGAAGAGCAAUGAAUACAGGCAGCUCCUAAUACAAUCUAUACAUCAAUGUGCCAUCAAAUUCUCGGAAGUCGCGGCAAGCGUGGUAGAUGUACUCAUGGACUUCAUUACAGAUUUUGGCGGCGCAUCAGCCGUCGAAGUCAUCUCUUUUGUGAAAGAGGUGGUCGAGAAAUUUCCUAAACUACGUUCGUCCAUCGUCGAAAAAUUGAUAUCCACUCUAGGCGAAGUACGAGCUGGCAAGGUCUACAGAGGGGCUUUGUGGGUGAUCGGAGAAUACUCACUACAAGAGAACGAUAUUAAGGAGGCCUGGAAGCGUAUACGAGCAAGUCUCGGUGAGAUACCUAUCCUUGCUUCCGAGCAAAGAUUACUCGACGAAGCAAAUUCCGAGGACGUCCCUGAAAAAGCCGAAGUCAAUGGUCAUACUCAAAAGACCACUCCUAGUGGCUCGAGAAAGGUGCUCGCUGAUGGCACCUAUGCCACGGAAAGCGCUCUAACGAGCAAUUCAGCAGCUAAGGCUAAGCUGGAAGCAGUCAAAGCAGCUCAGAAACCACCACUGCGGCAGCUCAUUCUUGAGGGUGAUUACUACCUUGCGACCGUUCUGUCAUCAACAUUAACGAAACUGGUUAUGCGGUUCUCUGAAAUCUCGGAUAACGAAGAACGAACAAAUGCACUCCGCGCAGAGGCCAUGCUUGUCAUGAUCUCGAUCAUCCGUGUUGGACAGUCGCACUUUGUCAAAGCGCCAAUAGACGAAGAUUCCGUUGACCGAAUUAUGUCCUGUGUCCGGUCGUUGGCAGAAUUUUCGCAGCGCAAAGAACUUGAAACCUCAUUCCUCAGUGAUACCCGUUCUGCAUUUGCUGCAAUGGUUGCUGUUGAAGAGAAGAAACGUUCACAGCGUGCAGCUGCUGAGAAAGCUAAGACUGCUGCGCAGGUCGACGACCUCUUCUCAAUCCGUCAAUUAGCCAAAAAAUCUACAACAGACGACGUGGACGGUAUGGCUCUCGACCUCGAGAGAGCUACAGGUGGUGAUACUGCCUUCGAGGAUCUUUCCAGCAAGCUCAGCCGUGUCGUUCAACUCACUGGCUUCAGUGAUCCUGUCUACGCUGAAGCAUAUGUCAAAGUACACCAAUUUGACAUCGUGCUUGAUGUCCUCCUCGUCAAUCAAACCAAUGAAACUCUCCAAAAUUUGUCAGUAGAGUUCGCCACACUAGGCGAUCUGAAAGUCGUGGAGAGACCAACAACACAUAACUUAAGGCCGCAAGACUUCCUCAACGUGCAGUCAACCAUUAAAGUUAGCAGCACAGAUACAGGCGUCAUCUUUGGCAAUGUAGUCUACGACUCGCCUUCUGGCACUGACACACGCGUCGUGAUUCUCAACGACGUUCACGCCGACAUCAUGGACUACAUCCAGCCCGCAUCCUGCACCGAGACACAAUUCCGCACAAUGUGGACAGAGUUCGAAUGGGAGAACAAGGUAAAUAUCAGUUCCAAGAGCACUGAUAAGACCUUACGCGAGUUCCUGCAGCAAUUGAUGAAGAGCACGAAUAUGACGUGUUUGACGCCCGAGGCUGGUCUUAAAGGAGACUGCCAAUUUUUGAGUGCUAACUUGUAUGCAAGGAGUGUAUUCGGCGAGGAUGCAUUAGCAAAUCUAUCAAUCGAGAAGACCGUAGACGGCACGAUCGCCGGCUUUGUGCGUAUACGAUCACGCAGUCAAGGCCUGGCGUUGAGUUUGGGAAGCCUAAAGGGCUUAAAGGCAGGGACUUACUAG
This is a messenger RNA of Lithohypha guttulata, 2874 nucleotides long. It is a transcript of the gene SEC26, whose product is annotated as coatomer subunit beta. The transcript has 2 exons. Gene Ontology annotation, cellular component: COPI vesicle coat; cytoplasm. NCBI's taxonomy places the organism in Eukaryota, Fungi, Ascomycota, Eurotiomycetes, Chaetothyriales, Trichomeriaceae. The record is from RefSeq and is a predicted model, not a curated record. Bases 1 to 2874 code for a protein of 957 amino acids. Gene Ontology annotation, biological process: endoplasmic reticulum to Golgi vesicle-mediated transport; intra-Golgi vesicle-mediated transport; intracellular protein transport. Gene Ontology annotation, molecular function: structural molecule activity.